AUGUCGACCCCCGCGAGAACGUUCAACAACCUGCGCAAGAUUGGCAUCAAGGCACGUAACUACUUUGAAUACUUCCGCCAGAUGCUGUACAUCGGCGACACCAAGCACGGUCGUCUCAUAGGCGAGGACAAGGCUGGCAACAAGUUUUACGAGAACAACGAAGAACUCCCCCUGCGUACGCGAUGGGUGGACUUUAAGAAGCACGACUACGACUCGGCUCAGGUCGAGCCUGGCUGGCACGCGUGGUUGGCCUACAUGGUCGACAAGGCGCCUACCGAGGACGCCCUUCUUCAGACCAAGACCCGGAAGUGGGAGGUCCCGCAUGUUCUCCCCAACUUCACUGCGACACCAGGCGCCUACAAGCCAUACAGCACGACGAAGUCAAAGAUUCGCGCUUGGGAGCCCAAGGCCGUCGAGAGGCAAUGA
Molecule: messenger RNA, 426 nt
Organism: Colletotrichum destructivum
Lineage: Eukaryota; Fungi; Ascomycota; Sordariomycetes; Glomerellales; Glomerellaceae
Product: Putative NADH dehydrogenase [ubiquinone] 1 alpha subcomplex subunit 12
Exons: 5
Coding region: 1-426 (141 amino acids)
Biological process (GO): response to oxidative stress; mitochondrial respiratory chain complex I assembly
Cellular component (GO): membrane
Source: RefSeq, a predicted model, not a curated record